Messenger RNA from Passer montanus (Eurasian tree sparrow), 499 nucleotides. It is a transcript of the gene NDUFC1, whose product is annotated as NADH:ubiquinone oxidoreductase subunit C1. The transcript has 4 exons. Lineage: Eukaryota; Metazoa; Chordata; Aves; Passeriformes; Passeridae. Bases 68 to 322 code for a protein of 84 amino acids. The record is from RefSeq and is a predicted model, not a curated record. Gene Ontology annotation, cellular component: mitochondrion.
GGCGUCGGGGCGCGGGCGGGGCGGGGUGGUCCCACCCCCGCAGGCGGAGCCGCGUCCGGUCGACAAGAUGGCGGCGGGCCUGAGGGCGCUGCGGCGCUGGGGGUUGGUGACAGCAGCACCACGACCCAGCCUUGCUUUCACUCGUUCUGCAUCUGUUGUGAAUAAAGUGAGUAAUGCUCAACCAAACUGGCUGGGAGUUGGCUUGGCAUUUGGCACCAGUGCUGCCUUGUGGGCUCUGCUUGUCAAGCAGCAUAAUGAAGAUGUAAUGGAAUAUGAGAGAAGAAAACAAGCGAGAGAACAUAAGUGUAGAGAAUGUUCAUAGCUGAUGACAUGGUCACAAAGAGAUGUGCACUACAGGGCCGAGUGUAAGUGGUCGUUGUCCUAGGAAUAAAUGAGCACAGAAGAAGUAAAGAGUUACCUAAUUGCUUGUAUGUUCAUACAUUUCAUGUGCAUAAUUAAAAAUAAAUUAUAAAGUAUAGAAGAAACCAUUAAUAUUUCA